AUGUUCAUAACAUUACGCCUUAUGUUACUAUUAACAAUAUCAAUAUUUCUUUCACUCUCAACAAAUACUAGCCAAAUGGUAUAUCCAAAAGGAAACAACAACAAUAAUGUUAAGGAAGCAUGUAGUGUCACAAGGUACAAAAACCUAUGCAUCCACACACUAGCACAAUUCUCUAACGUAGGAAGAACCCCGAGCCAAUGGGCGCGUGCGGGCGUAUCCGUUACAAUAAGCGAAGUUAAGAAUGUUCAAGCAUAUCUUACGAAGUUAAAGAGGAGUGCGAACAUGAAAGGAAGAAACAAAGUCGCGCUUUCAGAUUGUAUAGAAACUUUUGGCGAUGCACUUGAUGAGCUUCAUAAAUCACUUGAUGUGCUUAGAAGGUUAAACAAAAAGACUUUUAGCACACAAAUGGGAGAUCUUAAUACAUGGAUUAGUUCAGCACUUACUGAUGAAGAUACUUGUCUUGAUGGAUUUGAAGGUAAGAAUGAAAGGCAAAUUAAAUUGCUGCAAAAUAAGGUUCAGAAUGUUUCUUAUAUAACAAGUAACGCUCUUGCUCUUGUUAACAAACUUGCUUCUACAGGUUUUGAAAGUAUUAUUAUUGAUCCAUAG
This is a messenger RNA of Lathyrus sativus (Indian pea), 606 nucleotides long. Lineage: Eukaryota; Viridiplantae; Streptophyta; Magnoliopsida; Fabales; Fabaceae. The record is from the annotation of a GenBank genome assembly.